UGAAGGCACAAUAGCUGAUACAAUGACAACACUGAUACCAAUGCUUCUUCUUUCAUUAAUUUGCAUUCAAUUCGGAUUAUCACUGCAAGCUUGUCAAGAGUGUGCAUGCUGUAGCAAUGGACAACAUUUUUGUGAUAGUAGAAAGAUCUGUAUAGAUGGAUGUCAAGCAGGUUAUUAUGGUGCAAAAUGCACCGAACAGUGUCUGGAAAAUUGUGAAUCAUGUGUUGAUGGCUAUGAAUGUACAGAAUGUCGACCUGGCUAUUAUACCAACAAAUGUAAUUUACCAUGUGGGAAAGGUUGUCUGAACAGCACAUGUUCAAAAUUAUCAGGAGAAUGUACUUGUAAGUCGGCAGAUUUUGUCAAAGGUAAAUGUGAUUUUUGUUUGGGGCAUAAGUAUGGUAAUGAAUGUGAGAAAACAUGUCCUAGUAACUGUGGAAGUUGCAUAUCAGAUACACAUUGUGUCUGGUGUGUAGACACUGCUUAUUACGGAUCAUAUUGUCAAUAUAGAUGUUCGGUUGGUUGUGUCGAUAAAAUAUGUAAUAAAGGAACUGGGCACUGUACUAAACGAUGCAAACAUGGUUUUGUCGGGGAUAAAUGUGACAUCUGCUCGUUUGGUUUAUACGGACCCAAUUGUGAUUUAAAUUGCACAGAAAAUUGUAUUGAAUGUUUUUCGGCAACAAACUGUACAAAAUGUAAAUCUGGUUUUUAUGGGGAUACAUGUGCAAAUGCAUGUCCAGCUGGUUGUGAUAAAACCUGUUCAUUUUCCACUGGACAACAUUGCAAUUGGACAGAACAAUACCGUGUUUGUGAAAGAGAUACAGGGAGUUGUUUACACGGAUGCAACUUGGUUACAAAAUAUGGCGAUUUUUGUGAGAAACAAUGUAGUAAUACCUGUUACAAUCAAAGCUGCGACUUGGAAACGGGACAGUGUUUAGAAGGGUGUGAAAUGGAUUUUUACGGAUUAUUUUGUAAUAAUUCAUGUUCUACUUCAUGCAUAUCUCAAACCGGCAAACUAAUAUGUGAUGGAAUGAAAGGUCACUGUUUAUUUGGAUGUAAAGAUGGUUUCCAUGGCAAAAGAUGUGACAACAUAUGCAGUAGACUAUGAUUAAAUACAACCUGCAACCAAACAACAGCGGAAUGUGUAUAUGGCUGUAUAGAUGGAUUUAAAGGACCUAAAUGUGCUGAAGUUAUACCGGAUCUAGAAGGCUAUUAUACAAGAAGUACACUGAUAGGAUCUACAAUAGGGACAUUUCUAGCUGGUGGUAUUAUUGCCGGAAUUGCAUUCUUGAUAACUUUCAUUGUAUGGAGGCGAAGGAAUAUUCAAACUAAAGAAGUACAUGUACACGGAUAUGAAAAUGCGAUACCUUGUGGAAAUGUUU
Molecule: messenger RNA, 1379 nt
Organism: Ruditapes philippinarum (Manila clam)
Lineage: Eukaryota; Metazoa; Mollusca; Bivalvia; Venerida; Veneridae
Product: cell death abnormality protein 1-like
Exons: 4
Coding region: 23-1105 (360 amino acids)
Molecular function (GO): scavenger receptor activity
Source: RefSeq, a predicted model, not a curated record